AUGAGCUCGUCUACACAGAAGGUGCAGAACCUCUUACAGUGGAUAGAAGCUCAGGGUGGAUAUGUCCACCCUAGUGUGGUUCCAGAGCUUGACCCCUCGACUGGUCUAUCCGCCUUUGCUCAAGCCGACAUCGACAAGGAUGAGCGCCUCAUCUCGUGCCCUUUCAACCUCGCAGUCACACCCGAGCUCGCUGGCGAAGCCAUCUGCGCGAUCGAGUCAUUGAAGGAGGAUGAGCUAGUAUGGCUAGCGGGAACGAGCCGAGCUGGGGAGAAGUGGAAUGACCGUAUGCGGAUAGGGGCGUACAUCGGGCUUCACUGGGUCCGUACAGAUGAGGAGGGCGAAGAAUCGUUACCUUCCAGUCUACGGCAUUGGCCGUACAUCAACUCCCUCCCCCCUGCGCCGGAUCUGACCACCCCUCUUUACUUUACCGAGCCCGAGCUGGAUCUCCUGCGGGGAACCAACCUACACGGCGCGGUGAUGGAUAGAAAGGCGGAAUGGAAGGAAGAAUGGGCGGCUAUGAAUGCUGUAUUGAAGAAGGAUGGAUUGACCUGGGAUCGCUAUCUUCUGACUGCGACCUACCUCUCCUCCCGCGCCUUCCCUUCCAAACUCCUCCGACUGCCCGACACCGGCUCCUCCACCACCUCCGCCAUCCAGACCUCAGACGAGGAGGACUCCCAUCCCGUCCUCCUGCCCGGUGUUGACCUAUUCAAUCACGCUCGUGGCCAGCCUAUCGUCUGGCUUUCCUCCGAGACCCCAUCCACCUCACACGGCUCUACCAAGACCAUUUCCCUCGUCACGCCCGCAGCUCAUUCAAAAGGGGCGCAGCUAUUCAACAACUACGGACCAAAACCAAACGAGGAGCUCCUGCUGGGGUACGGGUUCGUCAUCGACGACAAUCCCGACGAUGUCGUCGCUCUCAAGCUUGGCUCCCAAAAAGCUAGCGGCACAGUCACAGAACGCCUGACCAAAGCCGAGCUGGACCCGACAAAGCGCUUCCUCCUUCGACGAGAUGGCAAGCUCGACCCCGAUCUCAUGAGCGUUCUCCGCAUCUUACUCUCACCGGAUUAUCCCGUGGAGGAAGAAGAGAUCGACUCGGAGGACGAGCACGCAUUGCAUGCGCAGGAGGAGAAGUCGAUGCAGCUCGAGCUGGAUGUCCUGGGGACUUUGGGGCAGAUGCUGGAUGAUAAGCUGGAGAAGCUGGAGCAAGCUUCGCCAGGUGAGGGGGAAGUAAGGGAUGAGGUACGGACGAUGGUAGAGGUGUAUCGAAAGGGACAGGUGGAGAUCGUCAGUACGGCGAUGGAGAAGAUCGAAGAGCGGAUAAGGCGGCUGGAGGGCUUGAUGGAUCAGGGGAUGGGCGGAUGUGCCUGUUGUACGUGA
This is a messenger RNA of Dioszegia hungarica, 1377 nucleotides long. RefSeq lists its product as uncharacterized. The record is from RefSeq and is a predicted model, not a curated record. NCBI's taxonomy places the organism in Eukaryota, Fungi, Basidiomycota, Tremellomycetes, Tremellales, Bulleribasidiaceae. The coding region runs from base 1 to 1377 and encodes 458 amino acids. Gene Ontology annotation, molecular function: protein-lysine N-methyltransferase activity. Gene Ontology annotation, biological process: peptidyl-lysine monomethylation. Gene Ontology annotation, cellular component: nucleus. The transcript is spliced from 4 exons.